AGAAGCACAGACGUUUUCUUUACAAAGUAUUUGAUUCAGUAGUGAUAAGUUUCGUGGCGCGUUCACUGGUUUCUUUCUUCUGUUCAGAUUAGGAUAGAGACAAACGUAAAAGUGGAGGAACAGCCUGUCAACAAAACUGUUGAUCUCGUCAACGUUCCUCUGCCUCGUUCUGUGUGCAUGGACGUCAGUCACUUUGUACCUCUUUCAUCUUUCAUAAAGUCAUUGGACAUAUUCUUCACGAAAGAUAUAUUCUUUCUUUUCGCUAUUUCUGCGCCUCCUGUAGUAAAUCUGGCCGCAAGUGUAUUUGAAGUGAUUUUCAAGACUUUUUUGGCCAUCUGCGACGAGGCAUUCUCGCAAAGGGACAACGACCUUCUUAGCAGCCUUCGCACUCGUGUCUCGUUCUUGAGAGAGAACAGCAAUCCGGCCUAGAAAGGCAACGAACUCGAUAAACACCAACAGGAAUACCAACCUGCUGCUUGCCCUCGAAAGUGCAUGCGUAAUAAUGUUUUUGUCCCUCACCGAGCAUCCAGCUGACCCACCUCCACCAAAAGCACAACCAGAAGCUCUGAAAAUUGACCCCGAGGUGUAUGCGGUGCUGCAAGAAUGUCGGUAUCGAACGCUCACUGUGGGAAACAUUACGCGUCGUAAGUUGGAUGAAGAGAUAAGCGCCCUCGAGGCUUUGCAAGAAGCGGAAAACACGCAGCAGCGGUGUAAAAGCGGCGACGACGGCAACCGCGACGCUUCAAACGGGCGAGUAGAGGAGCACAGCGACGCCCAGCGGAGUGAAGUGGCCGACAAGACGGAUUCAGAUGAGGAGCUCUCGUUAUUCAUUCCAACGGUGGGCUCAGACUCAGAUGGUGCUACUUCCCUGACCGAAGAGGAUCUAAUGCGAGCGCCGAGCAAUUUUGCGUGCUUCCCGAGACCUGUCAUAAGCAACAAGAGCUGGAGUCGCACCGGCACGCGUACCUUAGCUUCCAACGGAAACAGGGGGAAGGUGCGGAAGGGAGAAAACCUCUUUCCAUGCCCGUUUGGGCAUUGGGAGUGUGGAACGUUUCUUGGCAAACGCGUCUUCGUCGAGGCAAGCAACACCUUUCUCGGACGUGGCUCGCAGUCGGUUGUGCUGGGUGGAAGCAUCAUCGUCACGGAGACGGUGAGCGGCGAGGAGAGACGCCUGGCUAGCGUCCCCGUGGCGAUCAAGGAGGUCGUGUACGACGCCCGCCAGAAGACCGUUCGCAACAUGAUCGAGUUUGCGUUGCGGUUUCGGCUCGAGGUAGACCACCCUGGAAUUGUGCACAUCUUCUGCGUCGGGCUCUACUACCCCCCGUUCUCCAGCCUUUCCGAACUGGAAAACGUACCCAUCUAUUCGCACGUGUCGCUCGCCUGUAGCACGACGGGGAGCAUCGCCGACGUGCUGAAGCGCACCGGACCGUUCCCCAUGCAAGAGAUUCAACGGUGCAUGGCGGAGGUGCUGGAAACGCUUCAGUUCAUGCACGAGGAACACCACAAGGUACACAACGACGUCAAGUCACACAACACUCUCAUCUUCGACUACACGUCCGUCUUCUCAAAUUACAAGUAUCAGCUGGCGGACUUUACAGGACUUACAUCAGCGCGAGCGGCGGCGGAGGUGAGGCGGGAUGUGCGAAACGGGCUAGGCGAAAAACUCACCCAUGCCAUCGUGGGCGGGACGGCGGCGUUUAUGUCACCCGAAAGCUGCUUGGGUCUCGGCAUGCUGACGAGCAACGACAUCUGGUCUCUUGGCAUUACGGCGUACCACAUGGCGACGAACACGCUGCCGUGGCAAGCGUUGGAGCGCCAAUUCCCCAGUAUGAUUAUCAACGGCUUCCGCUGCAAGUUCUCCCUGGACACCAUAUUCGGGGAGCUCACCGACGAAGGCGCAGCAGCGUCCGCGACCUCCCCAGCCGGUGCGCGCGGACAGUCGCCUCACGUAGCGGACGGGAGCGUGGAGAAGCAUAGCGGAUGCGAGAGGCCGGGUGGGAACCACUGCAUGUCCAAUAGCAACAGCGGCAGCGUUGGAAGCACCGUGCUCCGCGACAAAUACGCUGACUUUGGUCCCAUUCUCGAGGAAUUCGAUCAUUCCACCCUUCCAAAGGACUUUCAAGACUUUGUCCGGCAAUGCUUGAUUGAGAAUCCGAUGGAACGACCCACGGCUCGACAGCUGCGUGAGCAUGCGUUUGUGAAAGACAUACAAAUUGGAAGCGGUCGCGAGAGUGCCACGACGCCUCUGCCAAACUAA
Leptomonas pyrrhocoris is the source of this 2257-nucleotide messenger RNA. Its product is annotated as putative protein kinase. NCBI's taxonomy places the organism in Eukaryota, Euglenozoa, Kinetoplastea, Trypanosomatida, Trypanosomatidae. The record is from RefSeq and is a predicted model, not a curated record. Gene Ontology annotation, biological process: protein phosphorylation. The transcript has a single exon. Bases 503 to 2257 code for a protein of 584 amino acids. Gene Ontology annotation, molecular function: protein kinase activity; ATP binding.